AUGGCAGGUUUGGUUUUUCACCGUGGCCCCACCCUGUGGUUUAGACAGUCAUUUAAAAAUAUAAACCUCCUUUCUUACUUUCCGCUUGGAACCGUGGAGGCUGCCGUGGAGAAGAAAAAGAAGGUUCCUGCAGUGCCAGAAACCCUUAAGAAAAAGCGAAGGAAUUUCGCAGAAUUAAGGGUCAAGCGCCUUAGAAAGAAGUUUGCUCAAAAAAUGCUUCAAAAGGCAAGAAGGAAGCUUAUCUAUGAAAAAGCUAAGCACUAUCACAAAGAAUACAGGCAGAUGUACAGAACUGAGAUUCGGAUGGCUCGGAUGGCAAGGAAAGCUGGCAACUUCUAUGUACCCGCAGAACCCAAGCUGGCAUUCGUCAUCAGGAUCAGAGGUAUCAAUGGUGUGAGCCCAAAGGUUCGUAAGGUGUUACAGCUCCUUCGCCAGAUCUUCAAUGGCACCUUUGUUAAACUCAACAAAGCUUCAAUUAACAUGUUGAGGAUUGUGGAACCAUAUAUUGCAUGGGGAUACCCAAACCUGAAGUCUGUCAAUGAACUGAUUUAUAAGCGUGGUUAUGGCAAAAUUGAUAAGAAGCGAAUUGCUCUGACAGACAACACUUUGAUUGCACAAUCUCUUGGUAAAUAUGGUAUCAUCUGCAUGGAGGAUCUGAUUCAUGAGAUCUAUACUGUUGGCAAACACUUCAAGGAAGCAAACAACUUCUUGUGGCCAUUCAAAUUAUCUUCUCCACGAGGUGGAAUGAAGAAAAAGACCACUCAUUUUGUAGAAGGUGGAGAUGCUGGCAACCGGGAAGACCAGAUCAACAGACUUAUCAGAAGAAUGAACUAA
Messenger RNA from Elephantulus edwardii (Cape elephant shrew), 834 nucleotides. RefSeq names its product 60S ribosomal protein L7-like. Gene Ontology annotation, cellular component: cytosolic large ribosomal subunit. The transcript has a single exon. Gene Ontology annotation, biological process: maturation of LSU-rRNA from tricistronic rRNA transcript (SSU-rRNA, 5.8S rRNA, LSU-rRNA). Gene Ontology annotation, molecular function: RNA binding; structural constituent of ribosome. Lineage: Eukaryota; Metazoa; Chordata; Mammalia; Macroscelidea; Macroscelididae. Bases 1 to 834 code for a protein of 277 amino acids. The record is from RefSeq and is a predicted model, not a curated record.